Molecule: messenger RNA, 1513 nt
Organism: Temnothorax curvispinosus
Lineage: Eukaryota; Metazoa; Arthropoda; Insecta; Hymenoptera; Formicidae
Product: tubulin-specific chaperone cofactor E-like protein
Exons: 3
Coding region: 416-1498 (360 amino acids)
Biological process (GO): protein folding
Molecular function (GO): alpha-tubulin binding
Source: RefSeq, a predicted model, not a curated record
CUCCACCACCACCGUCGGCCGCUCAGCUGUUUCUGUUUACUAAACAAAGGAGCCAGUUCAACGCUGGAUGGCGAACGGCGCGUUCGCGCGCGACGCCACUCGUUCUCCGCUCGAAAGAUCGACGACGACAACAACGACGACGACGACGCACGUUCGAGCUUCGAGCCCGCGCGACGCCGUGGCCGUGGUGAAGUCGCUGACGCGACGCGACGCGAUACGACGCGACCCGCGGGUAGAUCGUCUCAGCUCGCCUGGCUCCGCCGCAUUGGGCCGCAUGCGAGGGAAAUAAAGUCCUCGGAGAGUGUGCGACUAUAUACUCCGACGGCAACCGCGGCCACCGCGGCGCACCGACCACGGCGAACGCGGAGCGGCGGCCCGAGGUCCGAAGGGCGGCGCGCAAACAAAUGCAGUAAACAUGCCGUCGUUGCUGGAAGCAUUAGAGCUUAAGUACGGCAGCUCAACGACGGACUGCUCAUUGACGGACGAUGAAGCGGAGUCUGGCUCGCCCAAAGCCGCCCUGUCGGUGAGCAUCUUCAUCCCCAAGAAAUCCCCACGACACACGGUGCCGGCGCUAUUGGUGCUCCAGGACUGCGACAUCGAGUCGGCGGGCAACGACGCCGAGAAGCUUCGCAGCAAGUGCAAGAACGUCGAGGAGCUUGACCUGGCGCAGAAUAAGCUGUCGCAAUGGACGGAGGUAUUCGACAUCCUGCAGCACAUGCCCAAGAUCAAGUUCGUGAACUUGAGCUUCAACUGCCUCGCGGAGGUGCUGGAGAUCAAGCAUGGUAACUACGAUCUUCUGAGGAAUCUCGUGCUCAAUGGCACGAGGGUGUCCUGGUCGACGGUGCAGGGACUGGUACGGCACUUGCGCAAUCUGGAGGAACUUCACUUGUCCUUGAACGAGUACAAAACGGUGGACCUGGAUUAUCAAAAGCCGGAGAACGCGAAUCCGGCGCUGAAGAAAUUACACUUCACCGGCAAUCCGGUGGAAGUUUGGAACGAGAUCUCGAAGCUAGGGUAUCUAUUUCCAAACCUGAAGAGCCUUGUCCUCGCCGAGUGCCCGAUCAGAUCGCUUGGUUUGGAAGAAAAUCGGAAUUUGCCAAGCGAGGAUGGCCGCCGAACGAAAGAAGAAGGUCACGGGCAGGAUAACGAAAACAUGAAUCACUUAGACGCGGAUGAACAUACCUCGUCGACGGACGAUAAAGGAAAUAGGAUAUUUGAGAGCAAGGUCAACUACGAAAGAUCUGAGUCGAAGUCGGAAUCCAAUGGGACAACCAUCAAGUCGCCCCACGAUCCCUUCAGAAUGCUCAGGUUCUUAAACGUGAACGGUACCCUGCUAUCGGCUUGGGACGAGGUCGAAAGGCUCGCCAGGUUUCCCGCGCUGAAGUCGCUCAGGAUCCAAGGCUGCCCGCUUUUCGAGGUGAGUGGUUUUCAAUCUCCUCGACGAUCGAAAAUCGAAGAGUCUUGCAUUACGUUCGUCGUCAGAAAAUAUUUUGAUUGACGCAUCUUGAUUUCG